Molecule: messenger RNA, 513 nt
Organism: Drosophila rhopaloa
Lineage: Eukaryota; Metazoa; Arthropoda; Insecta; Diptera; Drosophilidae
Exons: 3
Coding region: 4-498 (164 amino acids)
Source: RefSeq, a predicted model, not a curated record
ACCAUGAGAUUCCUCUUGAGAAAGUUUUGCUUUGUGAUUUCGCUUAGAGUGGGUUGCAUGAUCAGUGCCUUUAUACUGAUAUUUUUCCAACUUCUCACCGUUCCUCUGAGGAAGGCUAGUCCUUGUUGCGAUUCCUUCGAAGGAGUCCUUGUCGUUGUGUAUAGGGUUUUGGAAAUAGUGAACUUCGUGGGCUGUCUGAUGCUGUUCGUCGCCUCUUUUGUGAAAGCAUCCGCUCUCGUAUGUUUCUUUCUCAUCACGAACUUGUGUCACACUAUCCUGUAUCCUGCUUUUUUGGUGGCCGAAGUUGUCAUUUGGAAAGCAGAUCUCAUCGAUUUGAUCUUGUCUGUCGUUGGUAUUGUUUUGGGCAUUUAUUUUUGGAUCGUGGCCUUUGCAUUCUUUUUUAAGUGCAAGGAAGAUGUGUUGACUGGGGAGAGCCCCUCCAGCGGUCUGCGUAAAAAAGGAUCAAUGACAGUUGAUAGUUUAGAUUACGGACUUUAAUGUCUUAGGCCUUGA